Messenger RNA from Panicum hallii, 579 nucleotides. RefSeq names its product protein PRRC2C-like. The transcript has 3 exons. The record is from RefSeq and is a predicted model, not a curated record. NCBI's taxonomy places the organism in Eukaryota, Viridiplantae, Streptophyta, Magnoliopsida, Poales, Poaceae. Bases 1 to 579 code for a protein of 192 amino acids.
AUGGACCCAUCAACGGAUUCUGGUGAGGUCACGCUGGGGCAAAUGCCACCCCCAACUAGCACAGAUGCAAUGAUGACCAACGCGGUUGCCUCGCCGUUGCCAGCAUCGCCCACGUCUGGCAAAAAGGCAUCAGCGAGUGCCCUGAGUGCAGCUCCAGCACCUAGGAUACUUAAAAAGAAAGUAUUAUCAAUAAAGAAAUCCACUCUACCAUCCUCUGCUCUAGGCUUGGAACAAUCUGGUGUUGCUGCGAAUGACCCAGCCCCCGAGCCAGAGAAAGUAGUUGAUGUGACACCAUCGACAAUGACUUUUGCUGAGCCAUCAGUGCCAGCUGAAAAUCCUGCCCCCACGCCCAUCGAUGCUGCAGGUGCCAAUGUUGAAAACACGCUGAUCGCUGAGGUGGAGCUGGACGAUGCAAGAAGGGUUCCAGAAACUCCCAUAGGAGACCUACAGCAGCAGCCGGCUCCUGACAGGCAAGACGCUGCGGGUAGUUCAAUAGUUGGAGCUUUGAUCCAGCCACCAAGUUGGGAAAGCGACAUCCCACAUGAGCUAAUCGACGAUCCAAUGCUGAUAUCGGAGUAG